Messenger RNA from Topomyia yanbarensis, 2997 nucleotides. Its product is annotated as muscle LIM protein 1-like. Gene Ontology annotation, biological process: muscle tissue development; sarcomere organization. The transcript is spliced from 9 exons. Lineage: Eukaryota; Metazoa; Arthropoda; Insecta; Diptera; Culicidae. Gene Ontology annotation, cellular component: nucleus; cytoplasm; Z disc. The record is from RefSeq and is a predicted model, not a curated record. Gene Ontology annotation, molecular function: structural constituent of muscle; actinin binding. Bases 361 to 1836 code for a protein of 491 amino acids.
CGCGAGUGUCCGCUACCCGGCACAGACCAAGGCUCAAUCAGUCUGCAAGGAUCUCUCGUUCCGAUACCAUCCAAUAAAAGUGGUCCCGGGUCUUUAGUUGAACCCUUGGUGAUAUCUCUGUGAGAAAAAUAACAGCAUCGGACAAACGUAGAACCGAGCAGUUUCUGUUCUCUUUUCCAAACCCGCCCCAACGACUACGUAAUCGAUCGUUCGUGUUUUUCGGAAACUUUCAAAUCUAGGUCGAAGUGUGAAAUCCUAGGGUACCGAGUCUGAAAGUGUACGUGUGAGUGAAUUUUCGCCAACAUUGUCCCAUCCUAGAAUUUAACCGGAAAAUCUCCAGACAACACCAAAGAACCAACGAUGCCUUUCAAGCCAGCCGAAAACCCAAAAUGCCCCAAGUGCAACAAGUCGGUUUACGCUGCCGAGGAGCGAGUAGCCGGUGGACACAAAUGGCACAAAGGAUGCUUCAAAUGCGGAAUGUGCGGCAAGAUGCUUGACUCCACAAACUGCGCAGAGCACGAGAAUGAGCUCUACUGCAAAAACUGCCACGGACGCAAAUACGGCCCCAAGGGUUACGGAUUCGGUGGCGGCGCUGGAUGCCUAUCGAUGGACAGCGGUGCCCAGUUCCAGUCGGCGGACGAUGGAACUAACGGACACAUUGAGCCGAAAGCGAUACUGAAAGCACCCGAAGGAGAAGGUUGCCCUCGCUGUGGUGGAUAUGUUUACAUGGCCGAGCAAAUGUUGGCACGUGGAAGAGCCUAUCAUAAAGGAUGUUUCAAAUGCGGCGAGUGCAAGAAGAAUCUCGACUCGGUGAACUGCUGCGAGGGUCCGAACCGUGAAAUCUACUGCCGAGUGUGCUACGGUAAGAAGUUUGGUCCCAAGGGAUACGGCUACGGUCAAGGCGGUGGAGCUUUGCAAUCCGAUAGUACCGAUCUGAUUAGUGAAUUUACACCGAGAACAGUGGCCGCAGAUACAUCGGCCAUCAAGGCAUCGCCGGGUGAGGGAUGUCCCCGUUGCGGAGGUGUGGUCUUCGCUGCCGAGAUGGUUCUAUCGAAGGGGCGCGAAUGGCAUCGCAAGUGCUACAAGUGCCGCGACUGUACCAAAACUUUGGACUCCAUCAUCGCUUGUGACGGGCCGGAUAGAGACGUGUACUGCAAGACCUGCUACGGCAAAAAGUGGGGACCACACGGAUAUGGAUUCGCAUGCGGUUCCGGUUUUCUGCAGACGGAUUGCAUGUCUGAGGACCAGUUGGCUGCUCAGAAGCCAUCAGUCCCGAUGGAUACGACAUCUAUCAAGGCUCCGGCCGGGCAGGGCUGCCCACGCUGCGGCGGAAUGGUGUUUGCAGCCGAACAACAACUGGCCAAGGGCACAAUGUGGCACAAGAAGUGCUUCAACUGUGCCGAAUGUCACCGACCGUUGGACUCGAUGAUUGCCUGCGAUGGUCCCGAUAAGGAAAUCCAUUGCCGUGCCUGCUACGGAAAGCUGUUCGGACCGAAGGGAUUCGGUUUCGGACACACCCCAACUUUGGUGUCAACCGAUGUGCAGUCUUCUCCGGCGUACACCGACUUCAAACCGAUGAACGGCCCGAAGGCAACCGACGGCAAGGGCUGCCGUCGCUGUGGAUACUCCGUGUAUGAGGCGGAGAAGAUGCUCAGCAAGAAUUUGAUGUGGCACAAGCGGUGCUUCAGCUGCUUCGACUGUCACAAAUCGCUGGACUCCACGAACCUCAACGAUGCACCGAACGGGGAAAUCUACUGCAAAGGCUGCUACGGACGGAAUUACGGUCCGCGUGGCGUCGGUUUUGGCAUAGGCGCCGGUGCACUCACCAUGACGUAGAUUGUCCCAUCCAAGCCAGAGUUUUUUGUUUGUUUUAUACACAACUAUUUAACAAAAAUACCAACAACAAAACGUAUUUUAAAAGCUUUCCACGUGGAAGCUGACAGACUUUAUAGCAGUGCUGCUGAUUUCCUCCCCCGCUAGUUAACUUUGAUCGAAUUCCUUUCGCGUCCGGAUUCUCUGACAAGGCAAUCAAUGUGUAAAAUGUAAGAUGUAGAAAGAGCUUCGCUGCUCCGAACCAAAAAAAAACAGAAAACAACAUAAAAAUUUAGUCCAAAUCCAAAAAACGAAGCAAAUGUCCAAUGUUCAAAUUAAACACAACGUGUAAAUUAGCUUCUAAAUUCUAAGUGAUUAACCUGCGAACGACCAGGGCUCGAACCUGCGAUCACCAGAAAUAACAGAGCCGAUAGGGGAAUUAUAUUUUUUUCUCAUCGUUAUUUUCACACAAAGCGUAUAAAACUUGUAAUGCUAGGAUUCGGUGUGACUAACGUAGGGAAGGAUGAAAUGCCUGUUGAGUGUCAACAUUUGUUGCAAGACAUUAACCUACAAAUUACUGAGAAGAAGAAAAAAAAAACAGGAACCGUGCGGAUCGAAUGUUAGCUGAAAUCAUUCAAAUGUUUUAUUUUAAUAAUAAGUUACUUUUAUACGAAAACGCUUAACUCUCCAAACCACCAUUUACAACAAUCUAAAAACGCAUUGGAAACGUUUGAGACUUAACCAUCGAGAUAGAACACGCAGGCUGGUGUUUCUCGCUCCGCCUGAAUGAGGUACAUUUUUUCACUACAUGAAUAUUGUUAUAUUUUUUUCUUUUUUUACCCCUCACCCCUAACACACCAAACUCUAGCGCUAAAUAAUUUAGAUAGUGAAUGAAACAAAUGAGAAAUUUGAUGCGAUCGAACUUUUUUACUCUAUGAAACCAUUGGCUUAGGCGAGUUAGUUUAUUUUAUUUUAUUUUUAUAUACAUAUAAUACUAGUGAGAAAGGAGAUAAGAAGAAAAAAAUGAGAAAAUGCAGAGAAGACUCGGUUCUUUGUAUCACAUUUGAUUAUCAUCAUUACUGUAAUUCUGCUAAUUAAUAAACCAUAUACAACGCGCUAAGUUAGUUGGUAAUGACGUGAGAUUAUGUAAAAAAGUAUAUUUAUUCAAUAAAAGUGUUAAAACCA